GUUCUCGAUGCCUUCCAUUUGGAGAUACGGCCAUGUUAAGAAGUGUCUAGUGCUGUUCUUGCCGGCCAGAACUUUCUAGGGUGGACCGACACCUGGAAACUCUCUGAGUAGGUAAUAUUAGUUUCGGUAAAUCAACAGUAGAAACUAAGAGGGCUGAUCCUCUUUGUCCCAUCCACGAAUUAGACCUCUAUGACCAAGAAUAACAAUUCAUUGUCUCGGAGUUGCCUUUGUUUUGGUCAGGAUGGCCAUAACAUCAAGCGUAGAACAGGGUCGAUAUCUUUCGACAAGUCCUUUGUCCUGAGGCUUGAUGAUAUAUUAAUAAUUUGCCUUAAGUGCCCUCAAGGUGAUGAUAAUCGUUGAAGGCUCCGAAAUAAUUAGUUCUUUCCGAGUCGAAUUUUUCAAACAAGACUUAAUUAACCAUUAAACAUUACGACUCCAGCUGCUAAUAAGAGAAAACCGUCGAACCAAGAGGCGAACAGUUGAGGGAUGUUCCCCAACGCAAAACCAAGCCCACCCUCCAGUCCUCCCUUUGCCUGUCCGCAAGGCCAAGGCCAAGACCAUAAUCAGCCUGGCUCGUCAGGAUCGACAGAAGAGCCCCGGUGGCAGGGUAUUAGCAGGGCGAGGCCCGAGUGGCCGGUGCCGACGAUCCAGAACGUGGUGGCGACGGCGAGCCUGGAGUGCCGGCUGGACCUGCAGGCGAUCGCGCAGCACGCGCGCAACGUCGAGUACAACCGGCGCAAGUUCCACGCGCUCGUCAUGCGGAUCCGCGAGCCGCGCACCACCACGCUCGUCUUCGCGUCCGGCCGCAUGGUGGUGACGGGCGCCAAGUCGGCGGGCCUCGCGCGCCUGGCCGCCCGCCGGCACGCCCGCGCCAUCCAGAAGUGCGGUUUCCCCACCCGCCUCGCCGACUUCCGCGUCCAGAACUUUGUCGGCUCCGCCGCCUGCGGCUUCCUCGUCCGCCUCGAGCGCAUCUCGCACCGCUACUGGCAGUCCGCCCGCCACGAGCCCGAGCUGUUCCCCGGCCUGGUCUACACCAUGGUCAGGCCCAGUCUCAAGUGCCUCGUCUUCACCACCGGCAAGGUCGUCCUGACCGGCGCCAAGAAGAGGGAGGACGUCUUCGAGGCCUUUGCGAACCUCUACCCGCUGCUGUUGGAGGCCAAAGUGGAACAACGAGGAGCGCCACCAAUGCCCCAAGGAGAUGAUGGCUCUUCCUAGCGCCAAAACUUGACAGAGGGCAGGCUUGGAAGAUGGGGAAAGCGGUGAGUAACUCUUUCACUCUUCCAUAUUCUGGAACACAAGGGACGUAUGGUGAGGCCGCUUGGGGCCGUACCGCGAGCUGACUUUGCUCGACAGUUUAUUGAUUUCUGUGGAUCGGUUGAAAAAAAAAAGUCUC
Thermothelomyces thermophilus ATCC 42464 is the source of this 1393-nucleotide messenger RNA. RefSeq lists its product as uncharacterized. The coding region runs from base 487 to 1215 and encodes 242 amino acids. The transcript has a single exon. Gene Ontology annotation, biological process: DNA-templated transcription initiation. The record is from RefSeq and is a predicted model, not a curated record. Gene Ontology annotation, molecular function: DNA binding; RNA polymerase II general transcription initiation factor activity. Lineage: Eukaryota; Fungi; Ascomycota; Sordariomycetes; Sordariales; Chaetomiaceae.